Messenger RNA from Manduca sexta (tobacco hornworm), 2502 nucleotides. It is a transcript of the gene or, whose product is annotated as AP-3 complex subunit sigma-2. The coding region runs from base 128 to 703 and encodes 191 amino acids. The transcript has 5 exons. NCBI's taxonomy places the organism in Eukaryota, Metazoa, Arthropoda, Insecta, Lepidoptera, Sphingidae. The record is from RefSeq and is a predicted model, not a curated record. Gene Ontology annotation, cellular component: AP-3 adaptor complex; intracellular membrane-bounded organelle; membrane coat. Gene Ontology annotation, biological process: intracellular protein transport; Golgi to vacuole transport.
UCAACUUCAUUUUCAAACGUAGGCGUAAAAUUCGGAGAGUACACGCGUCGGUAUAAAUAAAGUGUAGUGAAUAAUAUUAUAAAUGAAUCAUUAGUUUUCAUUAAACAUAUAUUUUAUUAUAUCUAAGAUGAUUAAGGCGAUAUUAGUGUUUAACAAUCAUGGCAAGCCAAGACUCUCGAAAUUCUAUCAAUAUUUUAAUGAAGACAUGCAACAACAGAUAAUAAAGGAGACAUUCCAGCUAGUCUCCAAGAGAGAUGACAAUGUGUGCAAUUUUCUAGAAGGUGGCAGCUUAAUAGGUGGCUCAGACUACAAAUUAAUCUACAGACACUAUGCAACAUUGUACUUUGUGUUCUGUGUGGACUCAUCAGAGAGUGAACUAGGCAUAUUGGAUCUUAUACAGGUAUUUGUAGAGACUCUAGACAAGUGUUUUGAGAAUGUGUGUGAGCUGGACCUGAUCUUCCACGCGGACGCGGCGCACCAGGUGCUCGACGAGCUGGUGAUGGGCGGCAUGGUGCUGCAGACCAACAUGGCCGACAUACUGUGCCGGCUGCAGGAGCAGAAUAAGAUGCAGAAGGCUGAGGCGGGUAUAUCGGCGGCGCCCGCGCGUGCAGUGUCCGCCGUCAAGAGUAUGAACCUGCCGCAGCAGUUGCGCGACAUGAAGCUGCCCGAUCUCCCGCAGGCCAUCAAGGACUUGAAAUUCUGACCGCUGCAGCAGGGCGCGUACCCCGCCACGCCCGUCGCCAUAGCAACCAACAUCAUCAACACAAUCUACCCCAACGACCGCUAUCAGAACCUACAGAAACCCACUGAGAACUUUGCCAACAAAUUCUUCGGCUCCGAGUCGCUCAGCACCAGGUUCUCAGAGUCAUUCUCAGAGAACUACCAGCAGACAGAAGGAAUCAACUUCCCCAACUAUGAGAGCCAUAAGUCUGAUGGUUAUCAGGACUUGAGUGGAAGUAAUGUUGAGUAUGAGUAUGCUGAAGUUAGGAAGAGAAAGAAAAAGAAGAAGAGACAGUAAGAGACUUCUGCACAUUCCUUAUUGAAUAUAGAAUUCGUGAUUAUUGUAAUGCAGAUGUGUACGCAAAUAUGUAAAGUUUAUGGUAAUAGAAUUUACAUAAAAUGUAAACACAAACUAUUUUUCAGGAUUUAUUAAAUUUUUUUGUAAAUUCCAAGAUCAAUGUAAGAUUGAUAAGCUACUUAUAAAAUAUUGAACAAAAUAUUUAUUUACAUUUUUAUAAUUUCUAUUAAAAUAAACUGCAUGAGAUUAAAAUUAUGUUUAGAUUUUUUUUUACUUGUGCUACUUCUAAUGCACUCAACAAAGAUCAGACUGUGUGUGGUCAGCAUUAUAGCAUUAAUACAUUUUUAUUUCUAUUUAUAGUAUACUAUGGAUGAAUUAUUGGAAUUACUUAGUUUUAUGAAUAAAAAAUAUAUGUAUGUAUGUAUAUUGGAAAUAACAGUAAAAGUUAGUAAAAAUUAGGCUUAAUUAGUAAAAAUACAGCAUUUUAAUGCUGCAAAGAAAACAUUAUGUGUAUUAGAAAUUAAAGGCUUUUAUAAAAAUAUGUAGUUUAUUAUAAAUGUGUUAAAAAUCAAAAUAUUUCAAUUAGGAUUAUUUUACAUUAUCUCCUGUCUCAUACUGUGUUUUGUAAUGUUAAUGUUGCAUGUGAAAUUAAAACUAUUAUGAAUCGAUUCUACAGCAGUCAUUCAUGUGGAACAUAAGGGUUGCUGUUGCAUUUUGUUAGUGAACCAGUCCUCUUCCAUUCCUCUUUCUGCGUCUUUAGAAGCCUGAUGCACCCGUGAUUCCUGUCGAAGACUUCAUUUAUUUGCAAUAUGCUACAAAAUUUUAGAAUUAUGUCAAGGAAAAAGUCAAUAUAAUAUCCAUGAAAAGAAUGGCGGUGUUCUUUGAUUUGGUGACAAAGGUACACGAAAAAUGAAAAUGUGAAAACUAACUGGACGUUAGUAAAGAUGAACUCCCACACGUGGCGGCCGGCGGACUGCGGACUAGUGUUAAAAAUGUGUACUCCUUGUGUAAAAAUGUUUCAAAGGACAGUUUCUGUGAAUUUUAGAAAGAGAAUGUAUUGGAUGCCUAUUUCAGUGUUAUUAACACCGUUUUGUUUCGAUAAAAAUUAGAUGACUGUCGGGGAACACAAUAUUUCGGUUAUUAUUGCAUUCUGAGCUGUUUGCUGACGAGGCUCCUGUCGACUUUUAUAUUUCUCGUCUAAAAUAUAUUGGAGCAGGAAAUAUUUUGUCGGAGUUCGAAGAAGCAGUUAUUGCUUCGCGUGAAUGAACAUUUUACGGAAAAAUAUCAAUGAUACUGUUUACCUAUUUCUUAUAAAAAAAAAUAUAAUAAUCGAGGCAUUCGGGUGGCGUGCAAUUUGAAUUAGCACGAAUUAUAGUAACUUGAAAUUGAAUUUUCACCAAUAGCAUUCUUCUAAAUCAUAGAAACUUUCUUUUAGGAUUUUUGUAUUUAGUUAAUAAGAUAUUAUAUUUUCUGUUAUAUCAAAA